AUGGCAUCUCUCCUUGGCCAACCGUCUCAUGCUGAGACUUUGGGACACUUACCUCAGUCGGCCACAGCUGGAAACAGGGAGCAUGCAUUUUAUCCAUAUACGGACAAUGGCGGUUCCAUCUUGGGGAUAAGUGGCUCCGAUUUCACGAUCAUUGCUGGGGACACCCGCUCUGUCUCUGGCUACAACAUCAACUCUCGACUAGUUCCGAAAGUUUUCAAGAUAGGAGGUGAUGAUGAGACUGGCGAGGGAGCUCACAUUGUUCUUGCAGUCGUGGGUUUCGCCGCAGAUGGCCGGGCUCUGAAGGAACGACUAGACAGCAUUGUCAAGGUGUACAGGUACCAGCACGGCAAGCCCAUGUCUGUCAAGGCCUGCGCGCAACGACUGUCGACGAUUCUCUAUCAGAAGCGAUUCUUUCCUUACUACGCAUACGCUAUACUAGGAGGUCUCGAUGAGGAAGGCAAGGGAGCCUUGUAUAGUUAUGAUCCCGUGGGUUCCUACGAACGAGAGCAGUGUAAAGCAGCGGGAUCCGCAGCGAGUCUGAUUAUGCCAUUCCUGGAUAACCAGGUCAACUUCAAGAACCAGUACAUUCCUGGAAGUGGGGAGGGGCAUGCUUUGGAGAGAAGGACACCGGAGCCGUUACCAAGGAGCACCGUUGAACAACUGGUGCGGGAUGCAUUCACCAGCGCUGUGGAGAGACAUAUCGAGGUCGGUGACGGUCUGCAGAUGAUGGUCAUUACGAAGGAUGGGAUAGAAGAGAUCUACACCCCUUUGAAGAAGGAUUAA
Molecule: messenger RNA, 783 nt
Organism: Rasamsonia emersonii CBS 393.64
Lineage: Eukaryota; Fungi; Ascomycota; Eurotiomycetes; Eurotiales; Trichocomaceae
Product: Proteasome endopeptidase complex
Exons: 2
Coding region: 1-783 (260 amino acids)
Cellular component (GO): proteasome core complex
Source: RefSeq, a predicted model, not a curated record